AUGGCGACUGAAUUCUUACCAAUCCUGGAUGAUCAAGACUGCUUUGGUCGCACCGCUCUCUUCUUUAUGUCCUCGAAUGCCAAGGCCAGCCUUGACGUUUUUCAAUGGCACCUGAAAAACGGGGCAAGCCUGUCAGUUUCUGCGAACGGGCGUUUCCCGCAAUGGGACGGACUUACCUGUCUUCAUGCUGCUAUCGCCUCUCUUCAGCCUCGACAUCCAAGAUCAAAAUCCGAACCGUUCCAUGUGGACUUGGCGGAGAUUUUAGCCGAUGUGUCCCCAACUUGGAAGGAUCGAGGGCCAAUUUAUAAUGAAGAUGAUCGCGUCAAUCAGAUAAAACGAAUUGAAUUGCUCAUUCAGCAUGGUGCUGACUUGUUCGCGGCUUCAGAAUUCUAUGGCACACCGACUGACGUUGCCAGAUUCACUGGGAACUUCGAUAUUUGGAUCAAUUCUCUGAAAAAUUGUGGAAUCAAUCCAAAACAAGUCUUGGCGACAGAUAAGAAGAUUGAGCGCAGCAAAAAGUUUUGGGUGACAGAACUUCUGGCGCGCGAACAGAAAUUCGAGAAGCGGAAACUCCAUCAGCACUUCAAUGACAUCUUCGGGGUUCUUGACGACUUUCAAUUCUCGGAGAACGCGCACGGGAUCAAACCCAGGGCAUCUGGAGCUCUACCGGCAAAUCCAUUGCUUCUGAAGACGAUAUCGUACAGAGAGGUACUCCAUAUACUCCGGUCUUCCCUCUUCAACGCAAUUCAUCUGGACGAAGAGAAUCAAGGCUUUGGUACUCGGAUUCUCGCAGACGCUGAAUUCUUUGACGGUGCUUACCAUGCCAACUUCUUUGACCACACCUACUACAAGGGGAGCUCGAAAAAUAUUCUGCUUUACAACAAAUUGCACCGAUAUCUCGAAAUGGUAGCCGCCAUUGCAUCUGCAGAUGCUGAUCUUGAAGAGCUGGAGUGGAAAUCCAACCACUAUAAAUACUAUCCCCUUCUCAAAGCAAUGGCUGCGUUUUAUUUGGACAGAGCCUUUCGCUUUCCUCCCCGUGGCUAUGAUUGGAAAUAUAUGGAUGAUACGAGUGAAGUCGAGCCAAGUAUACCUGGGUCAUGGCCUACAGGUUAG
Molecule: messenger RNA, 1113 nt
Organism: Aspergillus fischeri NRRL 181
Lineage: Eukaryota; Fungi; Ascomycota; Eurotiomycetes; Eurotiales; Aspergillaceae
Product: Ankyrin repeat protein
Exons: 1
Coding region: 1-1113 (370 amino acids)
Source: RefSeq, a predicted model, not a curated record